Messenger RNA from Mesorhabditis spiculigera, 3399 nucleotides. Lineage: Eukaryota; Metazoa; Nematoda; Chromadorea; Rhabditida; Rhabditidae. The record is from the annotation of a GenBank genome assembly.
AUGAGGCGAAUGACAAAAAUGCUCGGCUCAGUCGUCGUAUCCGUCAAUUACCGUCUGGCUCCAGAAACGGUAUAUCCUGGAGGUUUAGAAGACGUCGAAAAGGCGCUCGUCCACUUUCUGGACAAUGCCGAAAAGUAUGGGGUGGAUCCCGAACGCGUGGUGAUAAUGGGGGACUCGGCCGGUGGGAAUCUGAUUGCAGCUACCGCGCAACGGAUGCGGAAACGGCCGGAAUACCGGAUAGCCGGACAGGUCCUCCUCUACCCGCUACUCCAAUUCCACAAUCUCCAAACUCAAUCCUACCGCCGCUACCACCGGGACCUAAAGGGUUACGCGCUUGUUGACCCGAUCUCCCUCUGCUACUACUACAUGUGGUAUGCCGGGAUCGACAUCUCGGUGACCCCGGAGUUGGCCCUAGCCGCAGUCUCGAAUGGCCAUAUUUCGGAUCGCGUCCGAAACACGACACUCGAGGAGCUGGAUUUUUCGGAACUGCCGAAAAAGCCUAACCAUAAGAUUCGGAAUGUGCUGGAGGUGGAGCGGAAUUUUGAGGCCAUGGCUCUCAUCGAAGAACGUCUCCUCGACCCGUCAUUCGUACCAUUGGUCCAAAAAAAUCUCACCGGCCUGCCCGAGACACUUAUGGUCACCUGCGAAUUUGAUAUUUUAAGGGAUGAAGGUAUCCUCUACCAUCAACGACUUCUGAAAGCCGUUUCGAAUUCGCGGGCGGACUCGGCCGAGUCGCAGGAGCAGCUGAAAAAGGACGUCGACCAGGUCCUGCCGCCAGAAGAAUACCACAGGAUGCGGCUUUGUACUACCGUAUGUGAAGAAAUUAUCAAGAAAAUCUUCUACCACAUUGGCUGGCAAAUCGGGAAGCGGCCGCUCACAUUCAUCCUCCUCGUUUUGUCAAUCACGGGAGCCGCGCUUUUUGGACUAUUACGAUUUCAUGAGCGAAAUAACCCUCGCGAAACAUUCAUCGCCUCCGAUUCCCCGUCAAAAGUCGAAUGGAAUGCCGUGCAAUCAUUUUUGGCCGACGACAAGGCGUUGGAUAUCGUUUUGUUAUUAAUCCAAACCUCCGAUGGGCAGGGAUUCUUUGGGAAUCCAGAAAAUAUGAACCAACUCGGCGAUUUUAUGACGGAAAUCAUUGCGAUGAACGUCACCGACAACAAUGGAAAAAAUGUUACCUUUAUGGACAUGUCUGGCCGUUUCAAAAAGCAGAUUUUGGCCCCGCAAAUGAUUCAAGUGAAACGGCUAGGGUUGUACGGAUCUCAGAACAUGAGCUAUCCUUGGUUUGACAACAAGGACACGGCCAUCGGCGAAGAAACGGCCAUGAUUUUGGGUGGAGAUGACGCGGGCAGUACUGAUGACUAUGAUAGCGAUGAUGAUGAAGACCCGACCGAGACCGUAAAAAUCUACGGCGGCUACACGAUGUACGAUGUCGAUUUUUACCCAAAUACCACGCUCGUUAGGAACUAUAAUACUACCGUACUUCGAUUGUUUAUGGGCUAUGAUGACAUUGACACGCUCUACCGAUGGGAGUCGCAGAUCUACGACAUCCUCUACGAAUCAAACAAAUAUCCAAAUCUGAAAGGAGGCGUGGCUUCCGAGAAUAUUAUGAGCAAGGAGGUCAAGAAAAUCGGUGACGACGUCGCACCAUUUUUCGGGCUUGUCUUUGUCGUCCUGCUCACUUUCAUCGUCGUGUGCUCGCUGCGCGAGGACCCGAACAUGAGCAAACCGUUGGAAGCAUUCCUUGGCAGUUGCGUCCCGCUUUUGGCCACCGUCACCACGAUCGGCUUGGUCUCGGCCAUUGGAGUGGAAUUCCAGAGUAUGGCCGUGUCGUCGAUGUUCUUGUUGCUGGCAGUCGGCUUUGAUCACUUGUUCAUAAUGACGUCGGCUUGGUACAAGACGAACAAAGCGGACGAUAUCCCGGAAAGAACGGCGCAAAUGUUGGCGCAUUCCGGCGUUUCGAUGACUGUCACUACCGUUACCAACACAAUCUCGUUUGCUACUGGUAUUGCUUCGACGACUUCGUCGCUACGGGUAUUCUCUAUUUAUUCUGUCGUCGCCUCUCUAACCGUUUAUGCCUUCGAAGUGCUCCUCUUCCCAGCCAUUAUGGCCCUCUUCUCGCAUCGAGAAUACCGUGAAGUCCAAAAAGUCAGCAAGUUCCGGCGACGCGUCUUCGAGACGCUCCGAAAAAUCCACGACUCCUUCUUCGAGGGGCUUGUUAGCUUCAUCUCGAAAUGGUGGUCUCCACUUAUCGUUUUUACGAUACUGUUCACCUACUGGACGAUUGCGUUUUACGGGGCUACUCACGUAAUUUCGGACAUGGAUCUCAAAGAUUUGGCCCCAAAGGAGUCCAGAAUGGCGAUAUUCAAGCAGGAAUGGGAUCGAUCGCAGCUUCCGAUGCAAAGCGACGUCAUCAUCAUCCAGAACGCAGGCAAUUUGCUGAACGAGACGCGGCGGCAGCGACUCCUUGACUUUUUCGAUGAAUUAUAUGCCCAGCCGACCGCCCUUGGCCCCAAUACCACCGUUUGCUGGUUCCAGCUCUACCUUGAGUAUUUGGAACAAAAGAACUCCACCUUCACCUAUACUUUGAUCGAAGAUUUUAUGGACAGUGGUGAGAGGAGUUGGAUCAACGGAACCUUUAAGUACGACUACCUCGCCUGCCAAAACGAUGAGCCUGGCUGCAUCCAGUCUUUUGUGUGCAUGUCUGGCUUUUGGAAUAUUACUCGCGACCGCGAAAUGUAUCCGGUGCUUCUUGAAUGGCGUCGUAUCGGGCGGGAAUAUAAGGACCUGGGAGCCGUGAUCUAUUCCGAGAGGACCGAUUUUGCUGAUCAGAUCCAAACCCUGAACGCUUUCUUGUGGCAAUCGUUGAUCGAAGAGGUCGUCUGCAUGGGAAUCGCUUUUAUCCUAUUUGUCCCCGAAACGAACAGCAUCAUCGUCGCCGGGUUCAGCAUCUUCAGCGUCAACUUGGGUGUGUUUGGAAUCCUGUCCCUCUGGGAGGUCGGUGUCGACCCGUUCUCCAUCGCAGCCCUGUUGAUGUCAAUCGGAUUCUCAGUCGAUAUCUCGACCCACAUCUCCUAUCACUAUUAUGAAUCGCACGGAACGGACCCCGUGGAACGAUGGCGCGAAACGUACUUCUCGAUCGGGUGGCCGAGCAUGCAGGGUUCGCUCUGUUGUUUGAUAGCCAUUUUGCCGUUGCUUGGCAAGCCGAGCUACCUGACUUUUGUGUUUUGUAAGACAAUCUUUCUCGUCACCUCGCUCGGCAUCCUGCACGCCUUCAUCGUGCUGCCCGUCGUCCUCACCAUGGUCACCCGAUUAUGCAAUAUCGGAAGACGGCGAUCCCGCAAAUUCACCGUCUCCGACUCGUCCACCGUCAACAAGCCGAUCGAGGUGCAGGUCGGGAAA